GCAGAUAUAGUGAAUGCAGGGUCCGGGGAGACCAGAUAUAGUGAAUGCAGGGUCCGGGGAGACCAGAUAUAGUGAAUGCAGGGUCCGGGGAGACCAGAUAUAGUGAAUGCAGGGUCCGGGGAGACCAGAUAUAGUGAAUGCAGGGUCCUGGGAGACCAGAUAUAGUGAAUGCAGGGUCCGGGGAGACCAGAUAUAGUGAAUGCAGGGGUCCGGGGAGACCGGAUAUAGUGAAUGCAGGGUCCGGGAAGACCAGAUAUAGUGAAUGCAGGGUCCGGGGAGACCAGAUAUAAUGAAUGCAGGGUCCGGGGAGACCAGAUAUAGUGAAUGCAGGGUCCGGGGAGA
Molecule: messenger RNA, 342 nt
Organism: Staurois parvus
Lineage: Eukaryota; Metazoa; Chordata; Amphibia; Anura; Ranidae
Source: the annotation of a GenBank genome assembly